Messenger RNA from Arachis stenosperma, 2929 nucleotides. Its product is annotated as probable methyltransferase PMT28. NCBI's taxonomy places the organism in Eukaryota, Viridiplantae, Streptophyta, Magnoliopsida, Fabales, Fabaceae. Gene Ontology annotation, cellular component: cytoplasm; trans-Golgi network; endosome. Bases 322 to 2520 code for a protein of 732 amino acids. The transcript is spliced from 9 exons. The record is from RefSeq and is a predicted model, not a curated record. Gene Ontology annotation, molecular function: methyltransferase activity.
AGUUGAAAGCGCUGACUAAACAGUAGUUGUCUCUGUACUUCUCUUCAUUCCUCAAUCGAAUCUCAAAAUGAUAUUAGCACGAAAAAAGGAAGGAAAAAAAAAAAAAAUCAUCUUUUUAAUCUCGUCUUGAUUUCCACCUCCAAUAACUCAAGCACCCAUUUUCUAUUUUUGCCAAAAUCACAUUUAUUUAUAUUCUUUUCUUCUUGAGUCACUUUAAAACUGACACUUCUCCUAUCAACAGUAACACGUUAACUAUCUUCACUUUCAUCAGUUGAAUUCUAGAGGAUUUUGGGAUAGUGGUGAAUUUAGAGUGAGUGAUUGAUGGCCAUUGCAAAGUUGGCUAGGAAAGUGAAACGCCCAUAUGGGUUAUGGGUGAAGAUGACAGCUGUGACAAUGUUGGGUUUGUGCUUCAUCUUUGUGUGGGGGGUGUUCUCGAAUUCGUCUUCGUCUAUUACCACACAAAGGGAAAGCUUUGAAGACAUUAUAGAACCUUCUUCCUCCUCUUCUACUUCUUCUAAAGGGGUUCAAACACAAACACAACUACCACACAAGAAGGAGGAGACUAAGGCAGAGGAAAAGCAAAAUUUUGAUGGCGUGUCGAAUAAGGAGAAGGAUGUGUUGGGGGAGGAUGAGAAGAAGGGUAAUAGUUCUGCCACUGUACAUCAAGAACAUGACAAAGGGGUGGCACCACAUAAAAGGGUGCAUAAGAAUGAUAAAGAUAAAGAUAAAGUGAGAGCAAAUGAAGUGUCUGAAUCUGAUGGUAAUGAUGAAUCAGAUGAUAAGGAAGAGAAAGAGGAGAGUGAAAGAGAGUUGGAAGGUGAAAAAGAAGGGUCUGAUCGUGAUGGUGAAGUGGGUGUGGAUUUUGAAAUGGAUGAUGGUGGUGACAGUGGUUUAGCUGAAUCUCUGGAUCAGGAUUCUAAACUGUUUGAAGAUGGAGGUGUGGGAACAAGCAAGGGACAGUUUAAAGGGCCAUUGUUUGAUCCAAAUGCUAGCUAUAAGUGGAAAUCGUGUAGUACUCGGAGCAAGCAUAACUAUAUUCCUUGUAUUGAUAUUGAAGUUGGUGGUGGAAAGGUUCAGAGUUACCGUCAUACUGAGAGGAGUUGUCCAAGGGCGCCAGUAAUGUGUUUGGUUCCUCUUCCUCAUGGUGGAUACGGGUAUUCGCAACCAUGGCCUGAGAGCAAAUCAAAGAUAUUGUUCAAGAAUGUUGCACACCCGAGACUCGCUGCUUACAUGAAGAAGCAUAGUUGGUUGGUGGAGUCCGGCGAGUAUCUUACUUUUCCUCAAAACCAGUCUGAGUUCAAAGGUGGGAUUCAGCACUAUCUUGAGUCAAUUGAAGAGAUGGUACCAGACAUUGAGUGGGGAAAAAACAUUCGUGUUGUCCUUGAAGUUGGGUGUUCAGAUUCAAGUUUCGUGGCUGCGCUUCUUGAUAGAGAUGUUUUAACAUUGACCCUAGGCUUGAAGCAUGAUCUAGUGGACUUAGCUCAGGUGGCACUCGAGCGUGGCUUUCCGGCAGUAGUUAGCCCUUUUGGUAGAAGAAGGCUUCCUUUUCCAAGUCAAGCUUUUGAUGCUAUUCAUUGUGGGGGUUGCAGCAUCCCUUGGCAUUCGAAUGGGGGUAAGCUUCUGUUCGAGAUGAAUCGGAUUCUAAGACCGAGUGGAUACUUUAUUAUGUCGACUAAACAUGACAGCAUUGAAGAAGAAGAAGCCAUGACUUCAUUGACAGCAUCUAUUUGUUGGAAUGUUCUGGCACAUAAAAGUGACGACGUUGGUGAAGUUGGAGUUAAAAUAUAUCAAAAGCCUGAAGGAAAUGAGAUAUAUGAAUUGAGGAGGAAGAAAAUUCCACCACUUUGCAAAGAGAGUGAAAAUCCUGAUGCAGCAUGGUAUGUUCGAAUGAAGAGUUGUUUGCACAGCAUUCCAAUUGGAAUUGAACAACAUGGGGCAGAGUGGCCCGAGCAAUGGCCGAAGAGGCUUGAAUCAUAUCCUGAUUGGAUAAGCAGCAAAGAGAAAUUGGUUGCUGACAUGAACCACUGGAAUGCUGUUGUUAACAGGUCCUAUCUCAAUGGAUUGGGCAUUAACUGGCCGAGCAUCCGAAAUGUAAUGGACAUGAAAACCAUCUAUGGAGGAUUCGCUGCUGCCCUCUCUCGGUCUCAACCGAAUGUCUGGGUGAUGAAUGUAGUACCUGUUCACGCGCCGGACACACUUCCCAUCAUUUUUGAACGCGGCCUAAUUGGUGUCUACCAUGAUUGGUGCGAGUCAUUCGGUACUUACCCAAGAACAUAUGAUCUUUUGCAUGCUGAUCAUUUAUUCUCACGGCUCAAAAACAGGUGCAAGCAACCUGUAUCUAUUGUUGUUGAGAUGGAUCGAAUGUUAAGGCCUGGAGGAUGGAGUAUCAUACGUGACAAAGUUGAAAUUCUUAAUCCAUUGGAAGAAAUACUUAGAAGCAUGAAAUGGGAGAUAAGAAUGACCUUUGCUCAAGACAAAGAGGGUAUCUUAUGUGCACAGAAAACUAUAUGGAGGCCUUAAAUUAUUAAUCUUCUUCCUUAUAUGCAUCAUGCAUCAAAGUUUCUUCCUUUUACCACACCAUAGAAAUCACAAAAAUAGCCAAUUCGGCUUAAAUCAUCAAGACCUUCAUUCAUUCAAAUUAAAGAGUGAAAAUUUGACGGUGAAAAUUCACGUGCAUUUAUUUUUGUGUGAAGAUGAUAAGUUAAAAAUUGUUAGAUGAUACUAUUAUCUUCGUAUAAAGACAACUGCAUGUGAAUAAUUACUAAAAUUGAUGAGGGAGUUUUUUCAUAGUCAUUCUCCAUCUAACAAAUUCAAAUGAUUCUAUACCUGUUUUUAUUUUUACAUUUUCCAACCUCCAUUUGUAUAUUAGAUUUUGUAAUAGUUGUAGUUAUUAUUGGCUUAAUGUUAUCUUCAAGCGUUGUAGUGUAUA